Messenger RNA from Leptidea sinapis, 5320 nucleotides. Its product is annotated as pancreatic triacylglycerol lipase-like. The coding region runs from base 984 to 2663 and encodes 559 amino acids. Gene Ontology annotation, molecular function: protein binding; triacylglycerol lipase activity. The transcript has 15 exons. Lineage: Eukaryota; Metazoa; Arthropoda; Insecta; Lepidoptera; Pieridae. Gene Ontology annotation, biological process: lipid metabolic process. The record is from RefSeq and is a predicted model, not a curated record.
CGGAAAUUACAGGCCAAAUAUAUUUACAAAAAUAGUCAAAGUUGCGUGAAACCUGAAACUAGGGGAAAACCUAUUAAGAUAGAAAGAGGUACAAGAUAAGGUGAUCCCUUAUCACCGAAGUUAUUCAUUGCCGUGAUCAAGAACAUAUUUCGAAACAUAGACUGGUCACAAAAAGGUAUCAAAAUAUGCGAUCGCUACCUAAACCAUCUAAGGUUUGCCGUUGAUAUCGCUAUCAUAGCUGAAACACCUAGAGAGUUAGAAGAUAUGAUACAGACACUUGACCAACAAAGUAUAAAAAUCGGUUUAGAAAUUAAUGCAAAUAAGACUAAGAUAAUGACCUACAGUCACAAGAAGCCAAUAAAUGUAAGAGACAAUAUUAUAAACUAUGUCGAUAACUACAUUAACUUAGAAAACGAGUAUCUUUCCAUCACUCUAACAACGAACAUGAAGUAGCAAGAAGAGUAUCAAAAGCGUAGAAUAGAUUCUGAUCAUUAAAAGAAAUCUUUAAAGGCAACUACAAUCUUCACAUGAAAAAAGUAGUAAUGGAUACUAGUGUCCUACCAUGCUUAUUGUACAGCUGUCAAACGUGGACCUUUACAGAAAAAGUCAAGCAGACGAGUAAUCAAAGAGCAAUGGAAAGAAGCUUAUUAAAAAUAUGCAAGAUAGACAUAAGAAUAAAGAAAAGUAAGAAGUAAGAAGCGCCAGGAUAACACAGAAAACCAAGAUCACCGAUGCACUCACACAUGCACUGACACCGAUUGAAAUGGGCUGGACAUAUUGCACGGUAUACCGACAGGAGGUGGACUAGAGAAAUUACACGUUGGAAGGGGCCAACACCAGGAAAACGAAAUAUAGGAAGACCAAUAAAACGGUGGGCUGAUGACAUAGCGAAAAAAGAAUGGAUGCAGAAAGCACUUGACAGAAAGUUGUCAAUGAAGUUGGAGGAGGCCUUUACCCAAUCUGGGAUCCAUAUCUAAAAAUUAAUGAGGCGUCUCUACCUCACAGACAGGCGUCUGAGAGUGAUGUUGUGGUGCAUAUUACUGGGGCUACAACCAGCGUUCGGUGGGAUCCUCGACCCAUUCAACUGGGCACGCUCGGAUCGCAUCGAGGUCAACAUACCCUGGCUUCCUUUUGAGAAUGAGACUCGAUGUUAUGAUGAACUCGGAUGUCUGAAUAUUACCCGUAGCUGGUAUCAUCUCAUUCAUCGGCCUUUCAACGUGUUCCCUCUUCCUAGAGUCGUGAUAAACACCAGGUUUAUCUUAUACACAAAGAAGAACCCAACGGACGGUCAAAUACUUAAUGUGAACUUAAACAAAACGAUUGUAAAAUCUAAUUUCAAUCCUCGCCGGCUCACCAAGAUGAUAAUCCAUGGGUUUAUUGACACUCCACUUUCAAAUUGGGUCAGCGAGAUGAAGGAUGAAUUGGUGAAAGCUGGUGACUUCAAUGUUGUUGUAGUAGACUGGGCAGGAGGAAGUCUUCCACUGUACACUCAGGCAACAGCAAACACGAGGCUAGUUGGCUUAGAAGUAGCACAUUUUGUCAACACUCUGCAGAAAGACCACGGCCUAGAUCCAUUAGACGUUCAUAUAAUUGGCCACUCAUUAGGCGCCCACACUGCGGGCUACGCCGGAGAACGAAUACGGGAUUUGGGAAGAAUAACGGGCCUUGAUCCAGCCGAGCCAUAUUUCCAAGGAAUGCCAACAAAUGUCCGUUUAGAUCCGACAGAUGCUCAACUUGUCGACGUUAUACAUACAGAUGGCAAGAGUAUAUUCCUAUUAGAUUUUGUGUUUAUGGCAGGCUAUGGAAUGUCUCAACCUGUUGGGCAUUUGGACUUCUAUCCCAAUAAUGGAAAAGAGCAGCCGGGAUGUGAUAUAACUGAAGGGCCCCUGGUGCCUCUUACCCUUGUCAAAAAGGGUCUGGAAGAAGCCUCUAGGGUUCUCGUGGCUUGUAACCAUGUGAGAGCGAUAAAGUUGUUCACUGAAUCUAUAAAUGGAAAAUGCCCUUAUAUUGGUCAUCAGUGUCCAUCGUAUCAACAUUUUCUCGACGGAAAAUGCUUCCACUGCGGUCAUGGAUGUGCUGUUAUGGGAUUCCAUGCAGACAGUUCUCCUGGGCUUAUCACAAAUAAAAACAACCAAACAGAAAAUGAAGUAUACCCGUCAGAGGAGCAGGAAACAAUUGGUGCGAAGUAUUUUCUGAAUACAGGGAAGGAUCAGCCGUACUGCCAAAGGCACUACAGAAUAGCAAUUCAUUUGGCUAAUCCUAAAGGUGCAGAAUCGUGGGUGCAGGGUUUCCUAAAGGUGACAUUAUUAUCAGAUAAAGGAGUAAUACGUGGAAUGGAUCUCACACCCAACAAUUACGUGAAAUUGGAGCACGGGACUUCGUACACUAUUGUGGUGACUCAUCCAAUGGAUUUAGGCGGAAAAGUGCGAAAAGUAGAGUUAUCUUGGGAAUACGACAUGAAUGUACUAGAACCUCGAUCUCUUUGCAUUCUCUGGUGUAAUGAUCGCCUCUACGUGAAAUCUGUUCUUGUCGAUCAAAUGGAGCUUCCUAGCAGAGGAAAGCGUAAUGUAGACUUCAGCACCAAACUAUGUACACCGAAACGGGAAUUCGCUGAAAUACCAAACAGAGGCUCAGCUAGUUUCUAUGACAAUAAUUGUAGUUAGCCUAAUUAGGUAUCGCAUAAUACCAUAUGCCAUAAGAUUUAUAACCAACGAAUGAUUAAAAUAUUUAUGUUGGAUGAAUAAAUUGGUUGUGAUGAAAGGGCUGCCUUUGAAACGUUACCCAAUGAGAGUGGUGUAAACUAGGAAAUGUUGUAAAUACUAUUUCAUAGUAUAUAGGUGUGUUUAUAAGUACAUUUAAUAAUUAGUAUUGGAAUUAUAUAAUUACUUAUUUAUUUACCAGUUGUAUCUAAUUGAUUAUAUAAACACUUUCUACAUUGAAAUGAAAAGUGAAUGUGGAAAAAAAGAUCGUUCCAACAAGCUUCGUACUAUGGUCGUUAAAAUAUAAUUUAUAUGAGUUCACUGAAUAUAAUAUGUUAAUGACAUUUAAAUUUAAAUAAGUAAUAAGGUAUAUGCAUGUAACUUACAUUUAAUUCAAAUAUUUUUUUUAAUCUUUAUUUUAAUUUAUUUUAUCUUAAAUAGUUUUUUCUUAUUAAAUUUUUACUGAAUAAUAAAUAUUCAAUAAACAAAAGUGCGAUAAAUUCGCGCGAAAAAUAAAAUAUCCAAACGCAAUGCUAUUGGUUGAAGCGUAGUGUGACGUCAAAGUCUCGAUAAACAAUAAAUUAACAAAACUAAAUAAAAAGUUUGUACCUUAAAAUUGGUACCUUGAAUAUAUACCACAACUAUAUAAGCAAGUUGUUGGAGAUCAUUAUCUUUUCUCAUUGAUUUUUUUGUAUGAAAGGGAGGACAAACGAGCGUACGGGUCAUCUUAUGUUAAGUGAUCAGCACAAGGAAGCUCAUUUCACAGUUUUGUAGUACGUGGAAGAAAGUUCCUUGAAAACCGCACUGGAAUGCGGAACGCCACAUGAAUGUGAUCAUCAUACAGCUCCUCGGAACACUCCCCGUGAUAAAUGCGGUAGAAAAUAUAGAAUGAAGCGUCCCUAGGCAACGUCAAAUUAUCUAGCGGUUCACAGAAUGCAUCCCGACAUCCCGUUUAUACCACUUUGCUCGGUUAGUUGAGUCUCUUGGGACUAGAAAAAUACUUUAUGUAGGGCACUUUUCGAAGUAUUUUUGGCACCAGAAAAUACUAAAUAAAUUUUACAGAAUUUUUGCUUUUGGUCAAUUAUUUUAUAAAUCACAAAAUGUAUUUAAAUUUAAUACAUUUCACCAGAAUUGUUACAAAUUUGUUUAGUCAAGAUAAGUGCUGACACGGCAAUAUCCCGCGCCCGCUCAUUGUAUGAAUUACCAUUAUAUUAUGUAAUGAAAUGUCAAUGACUGAAUUAUUUGAUUAAUUUUAGACAUUUCUAAGGAAAAAAAAUAGGUUCCAGAUAAGAAAUUGCCAAAACCCAAUUACCAUAUACUAAAACCUUCUCCGAAACACGCUGCAUCUAAUGGUACCUAUAAUAAUUAUUCCGAUCGGUUCAGUAGUUUUCGCACUAUAACCGAAGGAAAAAACUGGGGAAGACUGACGUAACAGAAACCCCGCGUAAAAUCGCUAUUUUGCCGUUUGAAUAGCCGAAAUAUAUUUUCGGGAAUUUUUUUUAUGGAUUAUGAAUGUUUUUAUCUAUAAUUUGAUGAGUUUGAUAACUUUUAGCAUGUAAAAAAUCAAAUUUAAGUAUUUUUUUAAAUAUCAUGCAUAUACUCUAUUGAAUACUGUAGAUUGGUUUUGCCAAGAUGUUCAAGGAUAAAACAGUGUUCCACGGAUUGACAUUAUAGAUACGCAUUGUAUAGUUUAAUUACAGCAAUAUAUCAUAAUAUUUACAUCAUCUUUUCAAGAAACAACCCACGAUUUAAUUUUUUAUUUUUUAUUGACAGCUUACAACUUUCAAUGUCAGAUUACAGAUAAAAAAUACUGCUAUUUCAACGACGCGUCAACUUUAAUUGUCACUUAUCGCGUGACGAAUUAUAAAAUCUUCAUUAGUAGCUAUCUGUUUUAGAAUAUGAAUAUACGAAUUAAAUAAAUACACGUUAAAAGUUCCCUUAAUUCUGUAAUUAAAUAUACGCAUCAAUACAGAUUACCAUAAACUGUAAAAAAGAUCAUUGGUUUGUUCUUUUGCAACACUUUAACUACUUUUCCGGGUAUAAUUUACUAUUAUAGGUAUGUAUUGCUUGUUUUAUCGCAUCGUAGAUAGAAGAUUGUUUAUCUUCUAUCUUCAUAUUGCAUAUAUGAGUGAGUGAGAGGCACGAUCACUAGAGUUGCCAAUCUCAAUAUUGGCUUAAUGAUUUCAGAGAUAAAAUAUGAUGCAGUGGAAAAUACAAACUGUAUUGGAAACAAAUAUCACUAUGUAAAAAUGAAUGAAUGAUUUUUACAUAAUAUAUAAUAGGUUUAAAUUUCUAUGUGAUGUGAGAUUUGAACGUUGCAUCUUACAUACUUGCAUAACUACGAUUUCAGGAACAAAAUAUGAUGCAGUACAAUAUACAGUUUAUCAGAAACAAAUAACACUAUAUAAAAUGAAUGAUUGAUUUUUAUACAAAUGAUUAUAUUUUCUGUGUGAUGUGAUAGGAUGGCGGUUUGAACGGCGUGAUAGGACGUACCUAUCGUGUUAUUGAUUUGUUCAAACUUAAAUGUACCUAUCCUUAGAUUAUUUUGUUUUCUGUACAUAUUUUGUAAAUACAAUUGUUAUAAUUUUUAUGAAAAGAAAAAAAUAUAAUUUUUUCAAGAA